Molecule: messenger RNA, 5347 nt
Organism: Periophthalmus magnuspinnatus
Lineage: Eukaryota; Metazoa; Chordata; Actinopteri; Gobiiformes; Gobiidae
Product: kinesin light chain 2
Exons: 14
Coding region: 123-1976 (617 amino acids)
Biological process (GO): microtubule-based movement
Cellular component (GO): cytoplasm; membrane-bounded organelle; kinesin complex
Molecular function (GO): kinesin binding
Source: RefSeq, a predicted model, not a curated record
GCUUUUUCAAUAAUAUAGCUUUACAAAGGUUGUUUGGAGCAUCACAACACUGUCCCGCCGCUUUGUUGGAGGGACAGAAAACACUUCACUAGUUUUCAAUGAAGUGUGUAUGAAAUCAGGCAAUGUCCACCAUGGUGUACCCGCGUGAGGAGUCCUUGGAGCGGCUGAGUCAGGAUGAGAUUGUGCUGAACACUAAAGCGGUGAUGCAGGGUCUGGAGACGCUCAGGGGGGAACAUGCCCAACUCCUCAACUCUCUGCUGGACUGUGCUCAGCCCCCCACGGCCCAGGAGAAAUCUGGAGCUUUGAGGAAGAGUCUGGAGGCAAUUGAGCUUGGCCUGGGGGAGGCACAGGUGAUCAUUGCCCUGUCCAGUCACCUCAGCACAGUCGAGUCAGAGAAGCAGAAGCUGCGGGCUCAGGUACGGAGGCUCUGUCAGGAAAACCAGUGGCUGAGGGACGAGCUGGCCAGCACCCAACACAAACUCCAGCACAGCGAGCAGAGCGUGGCCCAGCUCGAGGAGGAGAAGAAGCACCUCGAGUUCAUGAACCAAAUCAAGAAGUUCGAUGAUGACACAUCGCCCUCCGAAGACAAGAACCAGAACAGCAGCGGAGGAGGAAGCGGAGGGGAUGGAUCCAAGGACAGUCUGGAUGAUCUGUUCCCCAAUGACGAUGACCAGGGACCAGCCCAGCCGAGUGGGGAGGUGGCCGCUCAGCAGGGGGGCUACGAAAUCCCAGCCCGUCUGAGGACCCUCCAUAAUCUGGUGAUCCAGUACGCAUCGCAGGGCCGGUAUGAGGUGGCAGUGCCCCUCUGUAAACAGGCUCUGGAGGAUCUGGAGAAGACCUCAGGACACGACCACCCCGAUGUGGCUACCAUGCUCAACAUCCUCGCUUUGGUCUACAGGGACCAGAACAAGUACAAAGAAGCGGCCCACCUACUGAAUGAUGCGUUGGCCAUCAGAGAGAAGACCCUGGGGAAGGAUCACCCUGCUGUGGCUGCGACGCUAAAUAAUCUGGCUGUGCUUUACGGAAAGAGAGGCAAAUACAAGGAGGCGGAGCCACUGUGCAAGAGGGCGCUAGAGAUUAGGGAGAAGGUUUUGGGGAAGUACCACCCAGAUGUGGCCAAGCAGCUGAAUAACCUGGCCCUGCUGUGUCAGAACCAGGGAAAAUACGAUGAGGUAGAGUAUUAUUACAGAAGAGCUUUGGAAAUCUACGAGUCCAAACUGGGAGCAGACGACCCCAAUGUCGCCAAGACCAAGAACAACCUGGCCACAUGCUACUUGAAGCAGGGAAAGUUCAAAGAUGCAGAGGCGCUGUACAAAGAGAUCUUGACCCGAGCACAUGAGAAGGAGUUUGGAUCUGUGAACAAUGAUAACAAGCCAAUCUGGAUGCAUGCAGAGGAACGUGAGGAGAGCAAGGGGAAACGUAAGGACGCUGGACCGUAUGUUGAGUAUGGGAGCUGGUAUAAAGCCUGCAAAGUGGACAGCCCUACGGUGAACACCACACUCAAAAGCCUGGGGGCGCUGUACCGUCGUCAGGGUAAACUGGAGGCAGCUGAGACUCUGGAGGAGUGUGCCAGCAAGUCCCGAAAACAGGGGAUUGAUGCGUUUAACCAAAGCAAAGUGGUGGAGAUCCUGAAGGAUGGAGGAGAGCGGAGACAAAGAGAGAAUGGACCACAGCAGGGAGAGGGGGACGACUCUGCUGAGUGGAACGGGGAUGGUAAUGGGUCCCUGCGUCGCUCCGGCUCUUUUGGAAAGAUCCGAGACGCUCUGAGGAGGAGCAGUGAGAUGUUAGUGAAGAAGCUGCAGGGGAGCGGACCACAGGAGCCUCGUAACCCUGGAAUGAAAAGAGCCAGCUCCCUCAACUUUCUCAACAAGAGCACAGAGGAGACUGCACAGGACGACAACUCCGCAUUGUCCGAAUCCAAGGUGUUGAGUGCCAGCAAUGUGGACCUAACCAGACGCAACUCUCUGAUUGGUUAGAUUGAUUUAGUUGGCGGGCGGGACUUUGCUAUAGAUGUCAAAAUCACUUAGAGCAUAUUUUUAAAACCGCGUUAAGCAUCGUCAUUUCAGACAUUUGAGAUCGCUGCUAUUCUUGCUGUACAAAAGGCUAUGUACACAGUUAUUAGCAUGCUGCUCCAUAGAAAGUGAAUGUGUGCACCUCAUACACUGUAGAUCUAAAAACACAUAUCUGAAGUUAACUCACUAAUUACAAUGUAGGCUGGGUUAAUAUCAGAUUUAGUUCAGAAAGAUUGUAAAUUUCAUCUAUAGCAUGAGAAAAGCUGCGGCUAACCAAUCAUUUAACUUAGAGAAUGGAGACUGAAGAAUUCUUGGUAAGGUUUUGUAAUAAUUAUAUUUACACUGCAGAAAGACUUAAUUCAUAAUGAUCAAAUGCUUUAUUUAUAAUUACUACUUAAAGGCCCUGUAGCUGUCUUUAAAAAUGUAAAAACUGAACUAGUUCAUUUUGAACGAUUUGCAGUGGUCCAAAGUUAUUCCUCACACAGACCAGAGUAGAUUUUUGCCUUAACGGUAAAGCUAACAACAUGCUAAUAGCACACUUCCUGAUCGCAGACAGCGCGCAGUAGACUUAUUUUGACCUCAAGAGCUGCUUAUACAAUCUAUCUGAAUUGGGCAAGACCAGUUUGUUCAAAUCGAUGGAAAACAGGGCCUUUUAAGUAGUUACUAACUUCCAACCCCUUAAUUAAGUAACAAGUAACAAGUUCUUAAUAAACUAUUUGUUCAUUAUGUAUUAAGUCUUUGUUCAUGCUUUAGUAAGGCUAAUUAAGGUAUAGUUAUUAUAAAGCGUGACUGAAUUCUAAAAUCCAAUUCAAAUGAUAGCACUAACCAUCUUAAACCUCACAUUUUGCCUUCUUGUUUUUGUACAUAUCGUUUUAAAUUAUUGAUGUUUCUAUCUGUGUUUUGUGCAUGUUUGUUUCGCUUUGUUUACAAACAUUUUGGGGUCAUGAAAAUUAGAUUGGAAAAUACAACAAAAAAAAAAAAAACAUGAAACACUGAACAAAAUGCUGAGUACCUCCAAUCAUGACAAUUGUGAGUCUUACAGGUAUUUAUUGUGACUGAAUCUUACAAUUGCACUUAAAACUUGAAAUCAAAAUUUAACAUUUCAAAAUCCACUGUUGUCCAUAUGUGUAUUUAAGAUGUAUAGUACAAAUUAAUUGACAGUUGCCAGGGGAAACCAAAACAUGCUUAACAAUUUGGACAUUUUAUAGGUGCACUUGUGUAACUAAGAGGGUUGGCCAACGUCUUGUCAUGGAGAUGUUGUUGCGUUGCCUGGAAUGUUUCACAGUAUGGCAUUAAACGCUUUCUAUCAUUUAUUAAACUACAUGUGUUUACAUUGCACAAAAGCACCAUGAAAAACAGGUAUUCUUACUGUGCGCGGGAUCGCCUCUCUACAGAUCUGACUUGUAAUGACGUCACAUGUUUUGGAAAUGGAUAAAGUUUAAUAGCAUUUUUGGGACAUUCCAGGUAAUAGCAUUACCAUAGAUGGAAAAAGUACAUAGUGCAUCUUUAAAAGAAAUUUAUGGGCAGCAGUCUGGUCAAUUAUGAAAAAAAUAUAUUUAGAUGUUGUCAAAAAUCUUGAGCCUGUUUUCAAACAUCUCUUGACUGAAGCUAGUUUAGUUUACAAUCGUUUCACUGUAUUCCUUGUGUUAUUCUUGUAUACUUAAGUGACAAAUGUUGUUUCAUCACUGACUGUUGGCUUAAAUGUGUUAAGCAAUCCCUUGUUUUAAGAAUGGAUCUAUGAAUAUCUAUGAAUGAAGACACUUGCAUUGUUAAGCUGAAUACAUGGUCUAAGUGGGCUAUGUUUAAGUCAGUUCAUAGGCUGCAUUCACACUUUAACACAUCAAAAUCAGUACAAAAUUGGGACUAAAAUCCAGGGUCCCUGUACCCCUGGUUAGGAAACACUGGUCCAGAUCAGGACCAAACAGUCUACAUCAGGACUAAACAGGGAUCAAACCAGGACUUAGAAGUGUGAACACAGUGUUAAAGUGAAAGAGUUGAGGUCCUUUUUUACGUUAUAAGUUUCCACACCAACUCACAACAAACUACAAAUGAAAUUUCUAUUCAUUCUAAAUACAUUUAAUAUUUUAAAUCUAAAAAUAAGAUGGUAUAAACAGCAGUAACUGAAAACAACAGUACCGUAUACAUAUCAAUUUUAAUUUCUAUGUUAUUGUAUUAAAAUCUUGCAUCCCGACACCUGCAAUACCUCUGUAGCCCACUAGGGGACCUCAAACCUCACUUUCAGAAUCACUUGUCUGAACGGAUUGCAUCACUUGUAAGAACAUCAGUUAUAUUUUGAUAUCUUAUUCUACUGUAUACUUGGUUAUUUGCUGAUGUCAACCAAAGCAAGUCAAAUACCAAGAGAAUAGUCUGUAGAAUGUAUAGGAUGUGUGUAUGAAUAUAAAUGGAAAUUGUGUAGGAUUUCUUUUCUAAACCUUCUUAAUAUAUUUGAAGCUAGGUUAAUCUCGAAAGUCAAAUUUAUCAACAGUAAAUACACAAAUGGGAGAAAGCAAUUAUGAAAAAACUACAGAUUGUUUUAAUUCUUCAAAAUUCCUCUGUUAAAAUGUUUAUCCAUCAGGUUUCGAUUUUUUAUUUUGUACGUGAAAAAGAGCAACAAAGUGAACUAUGAGAAGAAACCAUUGAAAGAAAUUAUUUGGAAGAUAAGUUGGUUUACUGCAAAUAUUGUACAAAACAAUAGUAUUUUGUGAUUGCCAUCUAGUCAUUCAUUCACAAAAAAAAAUCACAUCACUACUCUUAGAUCCUUACAAUACAAUACACAAGUACAAUUGCUUAAAACUAGUUAAAGUAAAGGUGCACGGUUUUAAUGUCUCUGGUGGAGGACCUGCUACCCACUUGUCUCCAUGGAGUUGUUAUGGCUUUGAAUGAAAUAUUCCACAAUAUGGCAUUAAACAUAUAUAUCUAGCAUUUCUUUCAUCUUGGAUGUUUUAUUGCUCAAAACUAUAGACGAUUAAUAACCUCUAAUUUAGAUAUGUUUAAUGCCAUAUUGUGGAGCAUUCCUGACAAAGCAAUAGCCUCCACCAAACACAUCAUUGUGCAUCUUUAAGAAAUUAGAAACUCCCAUCUUUAACUAAACUCUGGUCGUCUAAUUAUCUAUAUAUGGACACUUGGUUUAUUUAAAAUUGAUGUAAAUAAUUCUCCAUGUGGCGAUCAGAUUUCAAAAUACUGUCCAAAUACUUAUAGAUUUAUAUAUUGACUACUACCUACAGUUAAGACUUGUACUGUAUCUUCUGUAUACUGCUGCUGUCUCGCUUCUCAUGAUAUGGAACUUGUAAAAGGGGCCAAUUAAAUGUCAAUAAAAAUAGCUUAACUUUUGAACU